AUGGGUCUUGGAGACACCAUCAAAGAUCAAAAUACUGAAAUAAAACAAAAGAAGGCCAAAGCUAUGAUUUUCCUCCGCCAUCAUCUCCAUGAGGGGUUAAGGUCUGAAUAUUCAACGAUAAAGGAUCCUCUUACUCUUUGGAAAAAUUUGAAAGAAAGAUAUGACCAUCAGAAAACUGUCAUACUGCCAAAUGCUAAGAAUGAAUGGUUGCACCUGAGGUUUCUCUGCAAUCAGCAAUAUAGAGAACGAAAUUUUAAAAAAUAUUCAGAAUUGAUUUCAUAUCUUCUAGUAGCAGAGCAAAAUAAUGAACUUUUGAUGAAAAAUCAUGAAUCUCGCCCAACUGGGUGUGUCCCACUCCCUGAAGCGAAUGCUACAAUAUCUGACAAUAGUAGUCGUGGUCGUGGUUGUGGCCAUAAUCAAAGUCAUGGAUGUGGUCAUGGCUAUAAUCAAAGUUGCGAUCGUGGUCGAAACAAUGUUUGGCACCGUAAUGGUCAGAAUAACAACUCUUAUACUCCAAUGAAAAGCACAACUACUGAGAACAAGGGAAAAGGUCCUCAAAAUAAUAAUCGUAAAAAUUCUAAAAACUUAUGUUUCAGAUGUGGUAUGAAAGGACACUGGCCACAUACCUGUUUUAUGGCAAAACACCUUGUUGAUCUUUAUCAAGCAUCUGUGAAGGGGAAGGAGAAAAGUAUAGAAGCAAACUUUGCCUAUCAAAAUGAUGAUAUUUUCAAAGAGCCCUUGGAUAUUACACACUUGGAUGUUGCAGAUUUUUUUAAUGAAGAUCCCAUUAAUAGCAACAUGAAUAUCUAUAAUGGAGAUGAGAAUGUCUACAAUUAG
Messenger RNA from Humulus lupulus (European hop), 837 nucleotides. RefSeq lists its product as uncharacterized. Gene Ontology annotation, molecular function: zinc ion binding; nucleic acid binding. The record is from RefSeq and is a predicted model, not a curated record. NCBI's taxonomy places the organism in Eukaryota, Viridiplantae, Streptophyta, Magnoliopsida, Rosales, Cannabaceae. Bases 1 to 837 code for a protein of 278 amino acids. The transcript is spliced from 2 exons.